Aedes aegypti (yellow fever mosquito) is the source of this 3824-nucleotide messenger RNA. RefSeq names its product regulating synaptic membrane exocytosis protein 1 (gene Fife). Gene Ontology annotation, biological process: regulation of synaptic plasticity; positive regulation of synaptic transmission; calcium ion-regulated exocytosis of neurotransmitter. Gene Ontology annotation, cellular component: presynaptic membrane; cytoskeleton of presynaptic active zone. Gene Ontology annotation, molecular function: transmembrane transporter binding; small GTPase binding. NCBI's taxonomy places the organism in Eukaryota, Metazoa, Arthropoda, Insecta, Diptera, Culicidae. The coding region runs from base 572 to 3754 and encodes 1060 amino acids. The transcript is spliced from 15 exons. The record is from RefSeq and is a predicted model, not a curated record.
GUAUCCCAGUCUGAGAUGAGCUCUACAGGUAUGCAGACCAAAAGUUGGAAGAGAAAAGUCGAAUCCAAAGUGUGGAGUCCAUAUUUUUUCAAAGAAAAAAUUUAGUUGAAUGUUUCAGUAGGAAUUUGAUGAAAAUAUCAGUAAUCGAUACAUAAAAAAACAACCUCGUUCGUUAUUUUAUGAAAAGCGUGUUACCAUAUUGUGUAUUGUGUUUCGUUUCAGAACAUAUAUAUAUGUGAACAAAGUCAGCGAAAAAAAAUCAUGUUUUUUUGCAAAAAUUGCUUUUGAUACCAAAGAGUGUAAUUUUUUAGCCCGGGAGGAAAUUUUCAAAAUAUAUAAAACGUAUUUAUUGAUUGUAUAAUUGAUCAACGGCCAAGGUUUACAUUUUUAGGAUUUGUGCGUCGAUACACAACAGGUAGCAGAUAACUGCAUCGUGUUUUUAUUGCAGUUUGAAGCGAGAAUCGUGCAACAUAACCAAAGGGAAUAUAAUAAGAUCCUGAUAAACGUGCAAUAAAACGUGUGUGACGAUUGUUUGUUUCACUGGAUUGAACAAGAAAAAAACGUUUCAACAAUGUUGCCCACAAACGUAAUGUCGUUUAUGAAAAAGAUGGUUGCGCCGGAAGACGUUCCGCAGAGUAAUAUGGAAAGCACUGGAACAUUCGGAAAGCUUAAACAAACAUUAUCAUCAUCACUUUUAACAGCUCAAGAUAGAGUAAACAAAAUGUCCCCAAGACCAUCCCUAAUUCCUGAUACUGAGAGCAGUGGACAAUCGGAGCCUGCGACAAGCACACAACAAUCAAAUAGAGCAGCGGAAACUCCUAAACCAGUUGGCCGAUCAGGUUCGUGCCGAAUUUGUUUGAAAGCAUUCAAACCAAAUGAAUUCAGUAAAACCUGCGUGGAAUGCGACCAGAAGGUAUGCGAGGAUUGCGCAAGCUAUAGCAAACUGGAUGAGUGUGAAUUUAUGGAAACGUGGCGUUGUAGUGUAUGUCGUAGGAAAAUGGCUUCUAGAGUAUUCAUUCCACAAGAAUCAACGGAUUCUGUGCUAGAGAUUCCUGUACUGGAGACUCUACAACGGCGUCACUCUGAUGUCAAGCUUGGCUCUACGCAAUGCUUGGGUGUGGACAAUGGCACAGCUUUGGUUCCUCCUAGAAGCCCAGAGCUGAGACGUCAUUCAGAUGUCUCACCUGCAUCCUUGAAAGAACUAGAAAAACUAAAGGGUGCCAAAGCAGCUGAUAGUGACUGGAGGAAGGGUCACAGCGCGGCACCUAGCAGAUCGUCUAGCCCUCCACGUCGUAUGGAAUUGGAGACUGCUACUUCACGAAUAGCUUCAAGGCGGCCAUCGAUGCGGAUGACCAGGCAGCGUAGUUACGAUGACGAAAUCAAAUCUAACAAUGAAUCGAAAGUCAUGGAACCUAGCCUAGGAUUACCAGCACCCAUGCCUCGAAGAAAAUCAGCCUAUGACGUCUAUGCCCCCGGAGUUCUAGCAAGUGCUUUGCAAGCUGCAUCAUUGAAGGAACCUGAAGCCCCAGGAUCCAGGAGACCAUCAUUUAAGAUGCCAGUGAAUGAUAAUAGUUUAGAGCAUGAAGACAUGCCAAGCCCAGAUCAUAUAAUACAAUCGGCUUUAACUGUAGACGAGGAGCGCAGAAAUAAGAGACGAGGAUCGCAACUACCGGAUAUCUCAGCAUUGCGAAAUGCUCAAAAUGCCGGAAACCUACCAGUUUAUCAGAUUCCAGCGCUUGAGGAUUUGGAAGCUCCUAGACGACAAACAUCUCUCGAUGGAGAAGCUAUCAAGAUUGUGAUUCAUGACGUCGAUUCGGGACCGCUAUGUGCUUCAAAAAGACGUGUUGUUUUGCAGAAGGACCCAGCAGAUAAAGCACACAGGACGCGUGGCUUUGGAAUGCGAGUAGUUGGUGGCAAAACAGGAACUGACGGCCGACUUUUUGCAUACAUUGUUUGGACUGUCCCUGGAGGACCUGCGGAAAAAGGCGGUUUACAACAAGGCGACAAGAUAUUGGAAUGGUGUGGUACUUCGUUGGUAGAUCGUAGCUUUGAAGAAGUGUGUGCCAUAAUGGAUAGGACUGGUGACGUUAUCGAACUACUAGUGGAGCAUGCUACAGAUUUUAGAAUGUGUGAUCUGUUAGAUGAUGGAACAUCAGGAAAUCCAAAUAAUCAAAUGAAAUCAAACGCAGAUAUGUCAAAUCUGGGAUUCACAUCAGAAAAUGAACCAGUUGCUGAUAAAUCUCCCUCGUCACCGACACGGCGAAAACUUCCAAAGACACCGGAACAAUUGGCACGCGAAAAACAGGUUUCAGGGCGAGUUCAAAUUCAGGUGUGGUACCACGGGGAUCGAAAUGAAUUGGUCGUUUCACUAAUGGCCGGAGAUGAUCUGCCACCACGAGAUGAAUCUUUAGGAUAUGGAGGUUUACCAGAAGCUUACGCUUCAAUAAAGCUCAUGCCUAAAACUCAUGAAACACAUGUUGUACAGACCGAAGUCUCUUCUCCAUCACUCAACCCAAUCUGGAAUGCAACGAUUACCUUUAGAGGUGUGUCUAGUGACUCGUUAUUUGAUCGAUACAUCGAUGUAGCAUUGUAUGACUUGUUGCCCCAAUCUGAGCCGGUAUAUUUAGGAGAAUGUAAAGUUAUGUUACAAAAGGCUUUUCUAGAUGAUGUCGCAGUUUGGUAUCGAUUAGAGGAUCCCAAGCAAUUACGCGGUGCACCGCCAAAUAAAAUGAGCUGGUCCUCUCCGAGGAACUCAAUAUCCGGAGACGUAACAAAACUGAUAAGAGGAUCUGAUUAUCGAUUUCAAAGAUCGGUGUCUGACGACGUGGACAGCAUUGGGGACGGAAGUUCUUUGCUGCAUCCGGAUCAUGCAUGGGCCUUCAGCAGACGAGGAUCAUCACAAUCGGAAACUUUGGAAAUCGAAACGUAUCAACUUGGAAAAGAUUUUUCCAAAUCAUUGCCAGGCUCAAGGAGAUCCUCUUUCCAAGAUCAAGAUAAAUGUAAAAGUGGUGAAAUGACACCCACUCUCGGCUAUAAUCGUGAACGAAGAAGAUCUUCUGCAGCGAAACGUAAUCCUGAAGAGCUUAGAAGAGCUUUCAACCAGAGCAGAGGCGAAUUUACGCGUACCAUGAGUUUGUCGCGGGAGUUGGAACAAAAGAAUUCCAAGAAAACACUGAAUCAAAGUAUGUCCGAGAAAAAUACAGAUAAAAUUGAACGCAUGAUUUCCACUCUCAAAAUAAAAACGGAUAGCACACGUGACCUACAAGCAGAUUCCAACACCAACUUUUCCAUCAGUAGUCUCGGACCUGGUCAAAUACUUCCUAAAGGUUCACAGCACAGCUUGAAAUGUGUCGGAGAACUACGGCUGGCUGUCACUUUGGACAAGUCAAUCCUAGAACUCAAGGUCAUUUCCGCAAGAAAUUUGGUCCCUGAAGAUUCAGAAGCAACGCCGGACACAUACGUAAAAUGUUAUUUAAAAGAUGGAGAUCGACUGAGACAUAAAAAGAAAACCAGAGUUGUGAAAUAUUCUCCGGAACCACAAUACAAUCAAGUGCUGAAAUAUUCGGCAUCAGAGCUUUUUGGGCGAACAAUAUUAGUGACUGUGUGGCAAAAAUCAUUAGGUUUCGAACAUAAUCAAAGUAUAGGUGGCACAGAGUUAUUUUUCAAUACAUAUAAAAUGAAGAGUCCUAUUGAAAGUUGGUACCCAUUGUUUCCUUCUCAACAUGUUAUACAAAAUCAAAAUGAUUCUCCUUAGGAGUUUAGAGUUGAAUUUCAUAUUUUGAAAACUAGCAUGUGAUGUAUUAAUUACACUUUGAAACAACUUA